Messenger RNA from Setaria italica (foxtail millet), 3259 nucleotides. RefSeq names its product flowering time control protein FPA. Lineage: Eukaryota; Viridiplantae; Streptophyta; Magnoliopsida; Poales; Poaceae. The transcript has 6 exons. The record is from RefSeq and is a predicted model, not a curated record. Bases 128 to 2830 code for a protein of 900 amino acids. Gene Ontology annotation, molecular function: RNA binding.
UCCAAGUCCAUAGCCCAGGCCCGGAGGCCGCUCUCGCUCGCGUGAAAGCUGAACCCGAAAUUCCCCAUCCUCGCCUAGGGUUCCCGCAACCGCAAUCUCUCUCCAUCCCCUCCCCGCCGCGCCGGCGAUGUCGUCGGAACCGCCGCCCGCGGGGUCUCCGGAGGCGCGCGCCUCGGCCUCCCCUCCGAAGGACGCUGUUGCCAGCGGGGCCGGCGCCGCUGCUGGGUUCCUGGAGACGAACACGCUCUGGGUAGGCAACCUGCCCUCGUAUGUGAGCGAGGGCGACUUGAUGGCGCUGUUCGCGCCGCACGGCGCGCUCGAUUGCGCCCUCGCCCGAGCCGGCUCCCGCAGCUACGCGUUCGUCCUCUUCCGCACCCCCGCCGAGGCUCGCGCAGCCGUCGAGGCCACCCGGGGCGAAAAGGUCAAGGGCGCCGCCAUGCGCACCGAGUUCGCGCGGCCGGCCAGAGCUGUUAGGAAUUUGUGGGUUGGUGGCAUUAGCCCGUCAGUUUCAAAGGAGGAGCUAGAGGAGGAGUUCCAAAAGUUUGGAAAAGUUGAAGGUGUUGCAUUCUCCCAAGAUCAGACUUCAGCGUACGUUGAUUUCGAGAAACUCGAAGAUGCAAUUUCUGCUCACAGAUCUUUGAAUGGAAGAACUUUAGGUGGCAAAGAAUUAUGUGUUGAUUUCCAGAGGUCCAAGGGAAGAGCGGAAUGGUCAGAAGCAAGCGGCUUCAAUGGUAGGGUAUCAGGACCACCAGCUGACAAGAGAGGCACUGGCCCUCCCAAGGGUUCUGCUGGAUCACGGAUGCGAGAUGCACAGCCUACCAAUGUUCUCUGGGUUGCUUUUCCAGCUUCAUAUAAAGUUAUUGAUGAGGAGAUGCUUAGGCAGGCUAUGUCAGCAUUUGGUGUCGUUACAAAGAUAAAAAUUUUCCAGACAAGGCAGUAUGCUUUUGUUGAGUUUUCAAGUGUUGUGGAAGCUUACAAUGCUAAGACGAAUCUAGAUGGUCAUCUGUUCAAUGAUCCCAGGAUUCAGAUUCUUUUCUCGAACAGUGAGCUCGCACCAAAUAAAUUGGAUAAUCCAACAUCGCUUUCUGGAUUUCCUAGAUCAGAAAUGUAUUCCAGUGAUGGACGUCAUGGUCUUGGCAGUGGUACUUUGCAAGGGUACGAUCCUCCAAGAGGAGGAAGAUCAAGACAUUUUGAUUAUGGUGGUUUACCUACUCCAGGUGGAAUCCUUCCACCACCUGAAUCAUUUGAUCCAAGAGAAGCAAAACGAAUGAGGCUCGAUGCUGGUGCUGACCCUUAUGAAGUAAGGGCAGGCAGCACAAGUCUUUAUUCUGCUGGGAUCCGCCAUCGGGACAGCUCCGUGCAUGCUGAGGGGAGUUCAAGUCCUGCUAUUCGAGUCCGAGGCACAGUGCAUCGAACGUCAUACCUUGAGCAUUUCUGGCGAGGCAGUAUUUCCAAAGGUGGAUCUCCUGUUUGCCAUGCUCGUUGUUUGCCUAUAACAAAGGGCAGUGACAUACCUCUACCUGAUGUCAUUAAUUGUUCAGCUAGGACGGGACUGGAUAUGCUGGCAAAGCACUAUGCGGAUGCUACUGGAUUUGAUGUUGUCUUUUUCUUACCAGAUAGCGAAGAUGACUUUGUUUCUUAUACUGAGUUCUUGCGCUACCUGGGCUCGAAAAGCCGGGCAGGGGUUGUAAAGGUUGAUGCAGGGACUACUUUAUUUUUGGUACCACCAUCAGAUUUCUUGACAAAUGUGUUACAAGUUGACGGUCCAGAGCGCCUUUAUGGUGUAGUAUUGCAUAUUCCACAAAUGUCUGCUGCUGCUGCACUAAGGCCACAAUUGACUGGGCCAGAACUACAACCUUACUAUGAUGAAAGGGAAGCUCUGCCUACUUCACAAAGAAAGUAUAGUAUCAUUUCUCCCAGUGACAAUGGCUAUUCUGAUGCUGAUUAUCGGGGAUCUUUGCGUGAGGAGUCAAUGCAUCAUUUGGGGCAACUAUCUGGAAGGCCUCGGGUGGAUGAAGGCCAAGCAGUCCAGCCAGCUCUUGCAGGCUUUCCUACAAACCAAACAGCUGCAGCGCAAGUUCAACCUUCAGUCAAGCCUGAUAUUAUGGCUACUUUAGCAAAGCUUAUGCCAAGUGUGCAAUCUUCACCUCUGGUAAGUGGUCAGAUACCUGUGAAUUCCACAGACAGACCAUCGCAGAUGCAUGGUCUGUCAAUGCUUUCUAAAGUAUGGAAUCCUGAAAAUCAAUCUACAACUUCAAAUUUAUCCUUUGGGCAGAUUGCUAAUCUUCAGCAGCCAGGACAGCAGUUCAGCAGGCAAGUUUCAGCUGCUCAUUUGACAAACUAUGGGAGCAUGGUGGGUGCUCAGGAGCACUCAACGCAGCAUACUGCUUACAACCCUGAAGUUGCUUUGAACCUACCACCACCUCCUCCAAUUCCUACACCAACACACAGUUCUACUACUACCUUACCAUCUCAAGGUGGACACAGUUUGCCUACACAGACGAACCAACAGCUGCCAGAGCAGUAUUAUGUUCCCCAAAGCAACUAUGUUCCAUUAGCUAUGGGUAGCCAUUCUAACAUUCAAGCCAGCAAUGCUAACAACCCUGCCCCUCCCCUUCCGCAAGUUUACCCUGGACCUCCAGCAAAUAAUCAGAUGGGAAAUUUGCCCCAGCUCCAGCCAUCAUCUCAUGGACAACAACAGCAUUUUGCUCCUGGUACUGCACAAGCUCCGGACGAGGCAGAUAAAAGCAAGAAGUACCAGGCGACCCUCCAGUUAGCUCAAAACCUACUACUUCAGAUACAGCAGCGUCAAUCAGGAAAUCAGCCCUGAGACCUAAUUGUUGCUUCAGGUACCCUCGAAUCCCACCUCGGAUUGUCUCGAACAAACAGGAAAACAAAUACCAACUCGGCGGUUUCGUCUCCUCUUCUCCAGCGCGCACAACGGAAGCGGGCCAUGAUGUCAGUGGCUACUCGUUACCUUCCCGAUACGGAUGUACCUACCUACCGGACGGUGACCGAAUAAGCGCAGUUAUCCCCAGUUCUGCCUUUUCUUUAAAGAAGACAGGCUUCACCAGAAACAAUUUGUUUUUCUCCUUUUCUAUUUUUAUGCACUAUUUUGACAAGUAGAGGUUUCAGCCUGGACUUUCUAGCCUUAUGUUUGCAUGGCCUCUUGUUGGGCUGGCCUGGUGUUAUUUUGUAUGCUUAUCUCAGAUCAUAUGUUUUUAUCAUUAUAUGCGUGUACUCUUUUGGCCUGGUGUUC